This is a messenger RNA of Candoia aspera, 3079 nucleotides long. RefSeq names its product shugoshin 2 (gene SGO2). NCBI's taxonomy places the organism in Eukaryota, Metazoa, Chordata, Lepidosauria, Squamata, Candoiidae. Gene Ontology annotation, cellular component: kinetochore; chromosome, centromeric region; nucleus. The record is from RefSeq and is a predicted model, not a curated record. Gene Ontology annotation, biological process: meiotic chromosome segregation; meiotic sister chromatid cohesion. The transcript is spliced from 11 exons. The coding region runs from base 1 to 2799 and encodes 932 amino acids.
AUGUCUCUCCGAGUUCUCCAAGCUGCUUGCGCUGCCUCUGUGACGCUCUUGCGCGGCCAGGCAGUUGCAAAGUCUCAUGAACAGGCUCGCGCUGUUGCGAGGCCGCGCUUUAAUGGCACUGGCGGUGAGCUCCAUCCAAUCAGGUCUCGCGACUUCGGUUUUAGCGGGAAGACGAAGUGCUGCACGGGAAAGAAAGAGCGCAAAGGUCUUCUUCAAGGUAAUAAACCAAAGACAGAAAUUGAUGUAAUGCCUGAAGUAUCUUCCCUUUUUACCACUGGAGGUAUUAAAAGACAUGUGAUGGAGAAGAAGAAUGGAGCUCUAAAAGUUACAAAGCUGAAUACUUCUCUUGCAUCUAAAUUCAAAACCAAGAUAAUUAGCAACUCCUCACUUUUUAAAAGUUCUUUGAAAUGUAAUAAUAAGGCAUUGGCCAUGGCCCUCAGUAAGGAGAAGGAAAAUUCUCGGCGGCUGAAAAAUGAAAAGCUAUUAUUACAAAAAGAAUUGGAUGGGCUGAACUUGCAAAAUGUCUUACUUCGCCAAAAGCUAAGUUACUUGAACAAAACUCUAAAAGAAAUUCAAGCAUUCAUGAAUAAUAAUAUUUUAACUGCAAUUGAAAUAAGCACCUUUUCUGAGUGUAUUCCAAAACCUGUAACAAUGGAUGAUGCUCAAUGCAGCAAUUCUGGUCAUGAAUCCAAUCUUUCAAAUCAUCAAGUAAGACCUACUGAGCAAAAUUUGAUCACUCCUCAUAUUGUAGAAACUGAUGGGGGGAAAAAAAGGAACUUCUUUGUAUGUGACACAGAUGACCCUUUUAAGCAGAUAUCUGUACUAUCAAAAGAAAUUGCAGCUGAUCAAAUAAACAUUCAGAUAUUAGACCCUAAGCAAAUGCCAAAACCAAGUGAAAUAAAUAAAGUGGAAAAAGAAUUUGCCACAAAUACAUUUCCAGAAGAAAAGCAAUCCCAUAUGGAACAAAUCUCCAAUAGUACCUUUCUAGAUUAUGCAUCAUCUACAGAUGAAUAUGAAAGACAAUCAAAAGGACAUAAUAGUCCCUUUCCAAUCCAUGGAUAUAUAACCGAAAGAAAGAAACAAAUGUGCGUUUCAAGUAUUCACCCUGUUCUAAACAAUUUUGAUACCAAAAAAGACAGAAAUUGCAUAUUGCAUUUUUACACAGCCAAAGUUUACACUAAUAAUGAUAUAGGUAAUCAGAGAGCCCCAAAUGUUUCGCAUAUUGAAUUGACUUCCCAGCCUAACAAUAAGCCUAUUCACAUAAAUAAAGAAGAUUUAAUAAAAAGUCAAAAAUCAGAGGAAACUAUAUACGAUACUGAAAUGGAAUUAACUGCAAGUGAAUUGGGUGAAAUAGUCAUAAUUAAAUCUAGAGAUAAGAAAGUUAAUAAGGUUAAAGCUGACAAAAUUUCAGGAAGUUUAAGAAAAGUAAAAUUUGCAAGUACAGAAAAACAGAUUAAAAAUAAAUUUAGCAGUAAACCAAAAAAAAGUAAUGAAAAUAUUCCAAAACCCAUCCAAACCAUUAAACCAAAAAAACAGUUACUGCUGAAAGAAGAAUUGUUUGAAAAGACAACAGCUUUGGAAGUGAAACUGAAAAACAACAAUGAACAAGAUGUUGGGGAAGAUAAUAAAGACAGUAACAAAAAUUGCAAACACCUGCGUUUGGUAGAUCUCAAGUGUCAGCUGCAAACUACUAAUAUUUUAGAAACAGAAAAAGAGGAAAAAAUAAUUUCUGAAACAGAGGGUUUAGUCAGGCAGAAUCCAGGAGAAAAUUUGGAAGUAUCUACUGAACACAAUACACUAUUAGAAGGUAGUAAUGUUGAAAGUUUGCUACCAACAGCAAGCCACAUAAUGGGUGUUCAAGAGACUUUAGCUGUAAAUGAGAGUUAUCCUGUUACCUCCAAAAUCAGCAAAGCAAACUACUGUGAAAUAGAAAACAUGCAAUAUUUAAGAAGAAAUUUGAAAGGAUGCAGAUCAAAGGAAUACAGAUAUGACUGCCAAACAAAACAAGGUCAAAGAACCAGUAUAAAAAACAGAUGCAGCAGCAAAGAAGGUACUUCCAAAUACAGCAUAAUAGAAAAAGGUGCUUUAAAUGUUUCAAAGCUAGAUCAAAUUAAUGAAGACAUUUUACAAAGUGAUAAAAGAAGAAUUUUUGCAAAAGCUAGCCGGAAGACAAAUAUUAUAUAUCCAGGUUCUCUUAAUCAGAAAAAAAUGUACAUGAAACAGAAAUUACACAAUGAAAAAUUAUAUGAUGAAAAUAUUCCACAUAAGCCAUCUGAAGACAGAGGAAGAAUUUUCAGUGUUCAGAGAGUAAAUUCAUGCUCCAUAAAAGAUGCUGAAAUUUCUAUUGAAACAUUACAUGAAAAAGAAGGUUCCACAUCAAAGCCAAGCAGAAAAACUUACUUUGUUUGCACACAUGAUCAAAAUAAAAGGGAGACUAUCCCCAUUCUGAAUAACUCUGAGAGAUAUUAUCAAGAAGAAAAUGAUUGUGUUUCUACAGAGAAGGCGGACAUAACUUACGAAGAAUCAUGCAACAGAGAGCCAGUGCAAGAUUCUGGGAACAAGCCUCUUCAAGAACUGACAAAUAUUGGCAUAAAUUCACAUCCCAAAUCCAAGAAAGAUACCGAAGAACAUUUUGUACCACCUAUUAGACGCAGACGAGCAACAGUUUGCUACAAAGAACCCAGUAUCAAAAGCAAAUUGAGGAGAGGAGAGGAUGUCACAAAGGAUAUAUUUCAUAAUUCUCCAGUCUUCAAAGUUAAAAAUAAGCAAAGUUUCAAGAGUAAAUCCAGAUUAAUCUAAAGGAAAUAUACAGAAAACAAUGAUUUCAAUGAAUACUCUACCUGUCAAACAGAUUUUAUCUUUCUUUCUUAACAAUUUCACUUAUUUUAUUUUCCUUUGAUUGUUCUCUUUAAUCUCUCACUAAGUUUAAGAAUGAAAUGAGCAAAGUUAAACUGUAUUGGAAAACAUUUUAUUAUUAAUACAAAUUUAAACAUAGCAUUUCCUGAAUUAAAAUGAAUUUAAAAGUUAUAAAUUGUAAGUAAAAUAAAAAUGAAAAUGAAAACAGUUGUAAGUGAAUAAA